Messenger RNA from Amoebophrya sp. A25, 5619 nucleotides. NCBI's taxonomy places the organism in Eukaryota, Dinophyceae, Syndiniales, Amoebophryaceae. The record is from the annotation of a GenBank genome assembly.
AGAUCAACAUUGACACCUCCCAUGCCGAUGUCCCUUCCCGUGUUGCAGUUGCAAUUGUUCGUUUUCCGUUUCUUUCGAUUCGAUGCGAAAAUUGAAUGACAACAGACUAUGUAGUUUCUUUCUUGUCGCUGCUGCCUGCACGGCUGCGUUGCUGAAAAUUAUCCAUCUCCGAUUGUAUUGGUAUUGCGCUCGUCGUCUUGGUCUUCUCGGGUUCGCAAAAUGUCUACGGCUGGAAUGGUUGCGACGCCGCGCCUAAAGAUGACACGCUAUCUGGCAAUCUGUCUGGCUCUCCUCGCACCGACUUCGCUGUCGUCAAAAGCUGGCGGUAGUGCGGCGCCGGGCUCUGGUGGCAGCAGUAGUGUUGAAGACGCAGAUAGUGGUCUUCCGGAGGACUGCAAAAGGGUCACUUUUCAAGAUGGCUCCGAUCAAAAGCGCUAUGUAAGCAAGGAGAGGAUGAAGGAAUGUGAAGCGCUUCGUUUAGCCCAGCAGCAAAAACACGCCGAAAAAGCAGAAAAGUCUGGAGGAAAAAGUGCUUCUGUUGAACCCGAGGAGACGGUAAAAAAUGCUGGUGAUCCAUCAGUCGAGAAGCAAGAUGAAGACAAAAAGGCAACAGGCGAAGAUGGAAAUGCAGCAGGUCAGACAGCAAGUGCUGAUCCGUCAUCUUCGGAGGAGACAGGUGGAAGUGCCGAAAAGGAAAAGCUCGAGAGCCCGGAAGGACAGGCAACAAAGCAACAGACGUCGCCCGAAGAUAAAGAGUCACCAAAAAUGUUGCCUCCAGGGCGCACACCACUACGCGGCACCGAGGCGGAGGAGGUAGAAGGCUUGCGUGCACCUGUGUGGGAGGCUGCCCUGUUCGAGGACAUGACUACAGGCAGGGGCUUCGAUCACGCGCAUCGGUUCAAGGUGUUGCAGGAACGCGUGCAUGAGCUGUCAAUAGACGUCCACAAGAGUUUCCUCACCGUUGCCUUCAUCAUGUCCGUGGCAGCGCGAGUUGAUCGAGUCAUCGUGCGCAUUCCUGACGGUUACGGACUAGUCUUUCCAGACAUUUCGAAGGGCGGUGAGGAGGACGAGAGCGAGAAAUCGAAGGAAUAUCCAAGAAGGGAUGGAGCCUCUGGCGUAGAAGCAGUGCCUGAAGAUGGAGGUGACAAUAAAAACAGUGGAGAUCAUGAAAGUAGUGGCGAAGCACGAGCGCGACCAGAACUGCAAGCAAAAGUAAUUAUAGACGCUUACAAAAAGUGCAGCAUUCACACUGUGGAGGAGAUGCGAGCCGAGAUGCGAAAUUACGCAACAGAAAUUGCUCAACUGGAGGGGGAAGAGGUUGCAAAGGCGAUGGCAACACCACCAGCGGAGGAGGGUGCAAAGCCAGAAAGUGGAGAUGCCAUUGCCGCGAGCUCAGCAGCUGAGUCAGAGUCAAAAACAGCAUCUAAGGAAGAGAACGAAGGAGACUCUUCGCCUAGCGGCGGAGAACCAGAUCAGAAGAAGCCGACCAUCCAGAGUGAAUCAGAAAAGAGUACUACAGCAUCAGUGCUGCUCCAGAGAAUUACAAAGAUCCAAGGACUUUCAGCACAGGCACCUCACGCUAUCCCAGUCACGAAUCCGGCUACUGGCCCGUUAUCGGCACAGAAAAAAGAUGAAACCUUGGAUCUCGAGGUGGCAGCUCCAAUAAAACCAAACGGUGGCGUAGAUGAAGCUACUGCUAACGGAUCUUCAUCAGAGCAGGAUGAGGAGGAGGUAAUGCGAUGGGUCCCUGUUGCGCCGCUGCCCAUUGCGGAGUGCCACGUGAAGCGGUCUCCCGCUUCCUCGAAAGAUGGCGCAGCUGGAGGAGGCGCGAUAAUACUCGAUCUACGACUAGCCUCGCCUAUUUGUCCCUUUCGACCGGAGAUUUUGAAAUCAAAAACUCCAGAGGCGGACGCAGAAAACGCAGAAAUACAGGCAGAUGCUGAGAAAGCGGAGAGUCCAGAUUACGAGAAAUCCGAAAACAAUGUUCCUUGCGUGGAACCAUCACGCAUCAGUGUGAAGAAACACAUAACAAAGCAGGGAGAGGAGGCAAUCAAGAAACUGAAUGGAAAAGUAGAAGGCCCACAACACGAGGAAAAAGUCGAGGACGAGGAGCAGGACACUUCUUCUUUUUCUUCUAUCUCUAAGGAAGAAGUAAAGUCGCAUGAUCAGUCUUCGUCUCCAUCUCCAUCUCAGCAUACUCCUACCGGAGACGACGACGAGGACACAAAUGUUCUUGACAGAGACGAAAUAGAACUAGAAGCAAGAGCGCAGGAAGAAAUAGAUAGCGCGCUUUUUGCUGUCGAGGUGAAUAUCCGCAGACGGUUCGCGAUCGAGUUUGCAUUAGAUCUGUCGAAGGCGACGCCACCGGCAGAGAUGGAAAGCAUGGACCAAAAUCGAGACUUUCGUGUGACCGUAGUAACGGAAAAUCCUCGUAGUGGGUACGAUAAGAAGAGCAGUAAAGUAGAACGAGAAGCGCUUCCGCUGCCGACUGAAGUCGUAACGUCAACUAUCCACCAGCGUGGGCCGCUUCCUCUGUUUGAGCUACCACCUUCUGUACCAGAGAAGAAAUCGGAAGAGGAAGAAGCAAACACUGAAGAAUCAAAAGACGCGGGAAAUACAAAUAUGGCCGAUGGUACAUCCAGCACCAGUGGCGACACGCUGACGACGGAAGGCGAUGCAAAGAGUACAGGUGAAGAAAAUGGGGUCGCGGCUCCCGACGACGAGAACAAGGCAAAGACCCAAGGCGAUGUAGUAGAGGGAGAACAAAAUCAGGCGGGCCAAUCACAGGAUGAUCACUCGUCUUUUUCGAAGUCGGCUUUUCGUCGCCAAAAAAUACGACAUGAUAGUGAUAAAACCGUCCAGGCCAUCAUGCGGUACAUGAAACGGCAUGAUCCAGCUGACCCGGACUGCGCUUAUUCACAGUGGGCUGAGUGGCCCUGCAAUACUGAGUGCGGUGGCGGCAUCCGCGUCCGAACCAGGAAGCAGCUGCUUUUUGGUUGUCCUACAUCGGAAAUGCUCGAAGAGUUCGUGCCGUGUAACACAUAUCCUUGCCCCGCCAGCUUGCUCGGUUGCGCGGUUACAGCUAUAGGAGGAGCGCCAGCUCCACUUUCUGGUCCUACAGAUCAAGAAAAUCCGAUGGAAGCAUCUUCUUCAACAUCUGUCACUGACUUUGAGGACAAAACUAGCGGUGGAAGCUCUGAAAUACGUUCAGCGAGCGUUGAAGAAAAAUCUGGUCGUAAAACAAGUGUGGACAACAGCGCGCACACAGAUACUUCUGCAGAGUCGUUUCUUCAAAUCAACAAAGCAGAGGAUGCUAAAGAGCAGAGGGCGGCGACCGUGAAGACGGCGAGCCAGGAGUCGCCUAGCGUUGACGGGAAAGCUGAGCAAAUUGCGUCAUCAAGUCCUCCCGAUGAGGGGCAAACCGGAUCUUCCAAUUCAAAAUCAAAAUCGAGACAGAAAGGAGAACAAGAAGAUACCAGCCCUUCACCAUCGACUUCUGCAGCGACUAGUAGCGCCCCAGGCGCAAAGACAACGAGCAAUGGCGGCGAAGAACAUCUACCCCUUUGUAGUGCGGCAAACGGCCUGAAAGGCGUGCGCGGAUACCGUAAUCAAAUGAAAGGUCCAAACUGUCCUGACUAUAUGGAUUUUGGUUUCGAACGCCAGGAGCCUUGUACUGGCCCCGCGUGGAAGGGAACGAAUGGAGUAGAACCUGAUUCGCAUGGAGCUGGCCCCUCAUCCGAGAUACGAAGUCGUGGUACCACUGACAAGCGCUUUGACGGGAAGGGCUGCGUUUAUGCAGUUGACCAAGACCAUGAACCAGUGUGGACACCGGUGGGAAGUUGCUCGGAGCUGUGCGGUUCUGGAAUACAGUACUUUUUUCGCCCACUCGCUUACAAAAGACCUGGACAAAAGUGCGAUCCGAUCGUCGAAAAAUAUGGUCCUACUAUCUACUUCUGUAAAUGAAACCCUUUUAAUACCAUGGGUGAAGUUUUCUGUUGCAGAUGAUUUUUCUGCGCAAGUAAGUUCAUUUGCGAUUGCAUUUUAGCAGCUUUCUCCGUGUUGCUUCAGUAGACAGUGACAAAAGGAAUCCUGUUUUUGUUGACCCUGAGUUAUGUCAGUUUCAGUUGGUGCGCCGGCACUGCCUCCACAAGAUGAAAAGCUCAUCCUCAUGUGCUUGAUAUCUUCUAGUUGUCUUCGGCUUCUGUUAGAAAGUCGCUCGUUUCACACACACACACACACACUUACAUGCACACCUCAUUCUCCUACAACAGAGCGAUGUAUUGGCGUUGCGUCAGGAAUGUACGGCGACAGGCACCGAUGUACGCGGGAGUUGAUGGCCUUGACACAACGCGGUGGUAGCCGUGCUAACUAUCUUUACGAUUUAGAGCUUCCAAAGAGCGUUGGACCAAAUGCAAUUUCGUCUCCUCGGGUGUUGGACUCUGUGACCCUUGUUUUCGCGGUGAAGCGGCCAGGCAGUAUUUUAGAGGUGCAUCUGCCACCGGGCUAUUCCUUCCUGCGUCGAAUGGACCUGUUCGAGGACCGCGAGACGGGCAGUAACUGUCCACGAGAAAUGAUUCGGAAUCAUAACCUCCCUGUUCGUCGCAUUCCCAGUCACGCUGGCCGUUGUCGGAUCGAGGGCACAAAGUUGCGCUUAGAGUUCCUCAAGAAGGGAGCGAUGCAGCAGAGCGAGACAAGGAAAGACCUAAUACCAGAUGCUGAUCAAUCUCAACCACAAGUCUUGGCUGAGCUGCAAAGUUCGUCUGAAGAAGCAGCAACGCUUAAUACUGCAGUAGAUGAUCCAUCUACUCCUACAGAAGCAGCUGGACAACUUAUAAACGGACAUGAUGAUGGAAAACAAGAAGGACAGGCACCUCAAUCUCCGACACGGGAAGGCGAUACCACGGUACCACGACCAGCGAUAUCCACAGUAGAGGAGGAGUUUUUACUGCCACUGGCGUCUGCUCCGCGGAGCAUUUGCGCUCCCGCACGCGGUACGAAGUGGUGGAGGGAGAAUCGGAAUUCACCCCUUUGCAAGAAGGUACGCGACCGUCACAUGUAUCAUUUAGAGCUUGCUGUCUACUCUCCGACGAAGUGCGAUACCGGCUUCCACCCUCACACCGAGUAUAUAGGGUCGCAUCUGGUACAGCAUAGAUGCCGCGACGAUCCCGGCUGGUGGACAGUCAAAAUUCGGCGCUCAGCGGCAGAGGAAGGGGCAUGGGAGUUACUGCACACAAAAGCUCUACAAAAAGUGAGUAGACCAUUGUCGGCAAUCAGUGGGUACAGGCAUGACCCAGCAGUAACACCAGACUCUGCCCCUUUCUUUUGAUUUUGUAUUUGUAAUGAAGCUAAUGCUGAGGUUUGUUGGUCGUGACGCGGCGGCUAGUUGUACUCUUACAAACACAUCACACGGAUGAAGAACAACAACAAGAAGGAGACUGUAGCACUCAACGUCAACAGUAAUGGAAAUAAAUGCAUUCAAAACGAUCUUCGACGCGGAUUCUUCUACUUCAUCUGCUGGUAAAGUGUUUUCUAUCUUCAAUGCGCGGCUGGGGCCGCCGCCCCCGCCGCGUCCUUCCUAGCGCCUUGUAGACACACUAAAGAGACGAGACAACAUCAUCC